Messenger RNA from Cylindrotheca closterium, 363 nucleotides. NCBI's taxonomy places the organism in Eukaryota, Bacillariophyta, Bacillariophyceae, Bacillariales, Bacillariaceae. The record is from the annotation of a GenBank genome assembly.
AUGGCUCCUAAUAACCAAGACCCAAACCAAGACAAAACAGCUGGAGAUAAUCUCGAUGAAUUCAUCGACAAUGCAAGAGCAAAUCUCGAAAAUGCCAAGACAGAAAUAAACAAUGUGCGCGAGAAGGUUAUCAAGGAUUCAGAGGCAGCUAUCGACAAUGCCAAGACAGAAAUGGAAAAUGUGCGUGAGAAGGUCAACGAAGCAACUGAAGAACAGACGGAAGCAGCGAAAAGCAACGCAGAAAAGGUUAGUGAUUCGUUACCCAACUCUGCGAAGGAUGCUGGAUCACAACUUGGUGGUGCAAUCGAUUCUGGUGUGCAACAAGCAAAGGAUGCCAUCAGCGGCAACAAUGAAAAGAAGUAA